CUUGAAGCUUAUUCUCCUCUGUAACGCUACAGUACGAAUGAAAUCUGGGAUGGUUAGGUCUCGGGCUUUGCGGGGAUUGAGAAGGAAUAAUGGCGUUUUAUCCCUUGAUCCAUAGUAGGCUAUCAUUGGAAGAUUGUUAUGUCCAAUGGGAAAUCCCGGCCGUCUAUUGGUUGUUGGUUGUAGUUGUUGGUUGAAAUAACCCCUGACUUUCAAUAAUAUACUCUCUUCCUUGCUUUGCACGAGCCUUCUAGUCACCGAAGAGGUAGUUCAGAUCUGUGAUACAUUGGGCAUGGUGACAAAACCUAAUGGGUUACUAGUUGAGCUGACAUAUUCGGAUAUAUGUUCGGAUAUGGGUACAUUGGCAUCCUUCAGGCCAUUUUUUGGCUCGUGGACAAGCAAGGGUUGAAAGCACCCGCCUACGUACAGCGCUGGCAGCAUAUUGCUUCUGUUCUGUAGAAUUGGUACCUAUUACCCCUAUCGCUCGUUCUAUUUCCCAUUUGUUUGCUUUGUUUUGUCGUUCCCAGGUAGAUUACGACGACUUGAAAGUUACAAUGGCGAGGCCGUCAUAUUUCUGGUUACAGCUUAUACUUUUUCAGUUCGCCUGUACUGCCUUUGCUGCCAUUAACAAUUGCUAUUAUCCGAAUCAACAAGAGGCUGAAGAUGAUUCCCCUUGCAACCCCGAUGCAGAUUCCAGUGCCUGUUGCGGUGGUGGUAUUGGUAACAUUUGUCUUUCCAACGGUCUAUGUCAAGGACCUAACGGAGCCGUGAUCCGGGGCUCUUGCUCGGAUAAGAACUGGGAUUCGGAGAACUGUGCAAACUACUGCUUGGGUGCAUCCCGAGGCGGUACUGACCUGAUCUCUUGCGCAAACGUCACUCAGGAUGACACGUCGUAUUGUUGUAAUGGCGCGGAAAAUUGCUGUGAUUCUGGAGACGGGCGGUUUUCUGUUGGACCGCAUAAUCCGACUACAUCAGCAACCUGGAAUGCGGCUUCAACCAAGUUCAUAGUGGUGGGGACAACUUCAACAACUUCUUCGACAAGAACAACUCCUUCAACAAGCACUACGUCAACGAAAGACCCAACGACGUCGUCAGCAUCUGAUUUAGCCACGCCUAAUGCUGCUAGCGGUGAUUUCACAAGCGGUGCUCCUACUAACACAGAUGUGGCUUCCCAACCAGAUAACACCUCUUCUGUCGGCACGGAAGCCUCUUCUCCGUCUGAUCUUAGCGAUGGCGCGAAGGCCGGGAUUGGUAUCGGUGCCGUAAUUGGGGUGAUACUCAUUGUGGGCUUGAUAUACGCCUUGUGGAGGCUACAGAAGAUGAAUAAGAUGUUAGCCAAGGAACAAGCCGGAAAUCAAUACGACCAAACCCCCGUAUAUUAUCCGACGUCCCAGAUCGCAACAGCUCCGAAUAGUGUCAACGUGGCGCCACCUGUACCUUCCAAAAGCGAAGGCCAGAUAUCGGAAUUGUACGGACACUACAGCCCUCUUCAUGAAUUACCCGCCGAAUCUACUUAACAUAUAUUUCUUGGAUAGUUCCUGUUGGGAAAAAGAGGGUGAUGGGUAAUCGAUUGACGAGAUAACAGAGUUGUAUAGGUAAUAAGCCGUCUCUUGUGCCCGACGGUAUAUUAACCCGGGAGUCCGGGACAUAGGAAAUGGUCGGAUGUUGUUGAAUAGUAAUCUGCCUCUCUUUUACUGGGCCUUGCCAUCAUAAUUGGGGCUGUCGAUAUUUUGCACCGUGGUGGCAUCAUCGGUGCCAAGCCGGAGUGGGUGGUGGGUUUUAGGAAGGCGACCACCGUUAUUGCUAAUGCUUGCGACUUUGCGUUGCAU
Daldinia loculata is the source of this 1826-nucleotide messenger RNA. RefSeq lists its product as uncharacterized. The coding region runs from base 552 to 1514 and encodes 320 amino acids. NCBI's taxonomy places the organism in Eukaryota, Fungi, Ascomycota, Sordariomycetes, Xylariales, Hypoxylaceae. The record is from RefSeq and is a predicted model, not a curated record. The transcript has 3 exons.